Molecule: messenger RNA, 1716 nt
Organism: Opisthorchis viverrini
Lineage: Eukaryota; Metazoa; Platyhelminthes; Trematoda; Opisthorchiida; Opisthorchiidae
Exons: 5
Coding region: 1-1683 (560 amino acids)
Molecular function (GO): 2-oxoglutarate-dependent dioxygenase activity
Source: RefSeq, a predicted model, not a curated record
AUGUGGCUUCCAACCGAUGUCAGUGGCGUUCGUGUUGUCAGUUUCUGUCCAGAUCGCCUGAUAAGGCUUUCAAAUAAGUCAUGGUUGUACAGCAGUGAAGCAUCGGUGUUGAAAACUGAUGUCAUGCUGUCGAUGAUGAUGAUGAUAAUGAUGCUAACAGAGCCGGGCGAAAAUAGGUCCGUGGUUCGAAUCCGACCUCUGUCUCUCGACUUCCUCUGUCUAGGCUUGGGCAACCUGGCAGUAUCCCAGUCCUCGUGCUUCCUUCAGGUGGCAUUGGGUCUCAUACAUGCAUCCGUUUUCUAUCUCUGGCAGUCGACGGGUCUUCUGGACGCAAAAUCUCGAUUGGAUGUUUCCUUUAAGUCGUUUUCAGACGUCAGCCAAACAUCACCCACCCCCACUGACUUCCUCCAGCUCUUAUCACCAUACAAAUCAGAUCUUGGACCCCUCGUGUUUGAGGACUUCAGUGAACUUCUGACUCAGUACGAAUUCCAAGAAUGCUCUGUGGAUGAAUUCCGUGAACAGAGCCGUUUUAUCCUAGAGUAUGUAUGGGAGAAAUUGCACACCGGACACUGGAAAGAUGUCCCUCUAUGCUGGAGAACUGUGUAUGCUGCUGUCCGUUUGGUACGUGCCCUUUAUGUCAUCGCCCGGCUGAAGCCAUCCUUUCCAUCUGAUAUGCAGUCUAUGUAUCUACAGCGUGCUCUCGAAGAUUUGGAUUACAGUCUGCUCAUGGGCCAUCCCGUUUUUGAGGGUUUAGCAGCUGAAUUGGCUGCAGUUGUGCACAGAGGAUUAUCGAAUUUGCAUGGAGAACAUAGUCUCCCAAACGAGGACAGCCCAAUGAUCGCUUGUCCUAUGGCUGGUUUUCCUUCAGUUAAUCCCAAUUUAUGUCCUUUGAACCGUGUAUUCCGUCCGAGUAUGGAAAAAUUUCUUGCUUUGAUGAGGGUCGGCCAGCCAUUUAUUCUUACUGGUGCUAUGACCCACUGGCCGGCUUGUCAAUCGGGUAGCCCGCAUGCUUGGACUGUGAAUUAUUGGCGACGAUGUUUUGGCUACCGGAUCGUACCUGUCGAAAUAGGCCGCAAAUACACGGACGAAUCAUGGGGUCAAGAACUGAUGUCCAUCACUCGAUUUAUUGAUCAGUUUGUGUCCACGAGUUCGGAUUCGUGUGAUACAAAAAGCCAAACUCCUAAUCCACCAAUCGGCUAUUUAGCUCAGCAUCAGCUUUUCCUUCAGAUCCCUGAACUGGGUUAUGAUGUACACACCCCAGACUACUGUAUGGUUAGCGGGAAUGAAAGCUCAGAUGUGUCUGAUGUUGACAUUAAUGUGUGGUUCGGUCCAGCGAACACCGUUUCUCCGCUUCAUCAUGACAGCGAUCGAGCAAAUUUACUGACCCAGGUAAACGGGUAUAAAUAUGUGGUUCUGUUCACAGCUUCCGAAACGCCUCUCGUGUAUCCACACCCGGAGAAAAUGUUAUCCAAUACUUCCCAAGUGGAUGUGGAACAUCCAGAUCUGGCUAACUUUCCACAGUUUGCAUUGGCUCAAGGUUUUCAUGGGAUUCUGGGUCCUGGAGAAAUGGUGUUCAUCCCACCUCGGUGUUGGCACUAUGUUCGCUCACUGACUACCAGCUUUUCCGUGAAUUUCUGGUGGAAUGUGAUAGAUUCCCUCAUUCCCCCAUGGCCUCAUGACUAACGUUAAUAUGUUUGUACUCGCAACAGAUUUCUG